Messenger RNA from Penicillium daleae, 1221 nucleotides. RefSeq lists its product as uncharacterized. Lineage: Eukaryota; Fungi; Ascomycota; Eurotiomycetes; Eurotiales; Aspergillaceae. Gene Ontology annotation, molecular function: molybdenum ion binding; pyridoxal phosphate binding; catalytic activity. The transcript has a single exon. Bases 1 to 1221 code for a protein of 406 amino acids. The record is from RefSeq and is a predicted model, not a curated record.
AUGGCAGACCAGUAUGAUUCCAAGUUCGACGCACCCGAAGGCACCACAAUCGACGGACCAAUACGUAUCAAGGCGAUAUAUAUAUAUCCGGUCAAGUCAUGCGGGCCUAUUGAGUUGAAUAGAGCCUUGCUCACCAAGCCUGGUUUUAUGUAUGAUCGAUGUUUCGCGUUUGCAACGGAAAACGUGAAAGGAGACACCGCAUCAGAGUGGCGAUUUAUCAGCCAGCGCACCAAGCCAUACAUGUCCCAGAUAAAGACGGAAUUAUGGCUUCCCCACAAGGACAGCAAUCCGCGUGAUCCGCUAGUUGAGGCAGGUGGAUGUGUGGUAAUGACCUUCCGAGACCUGGAUAGUCCUAGCUGGAUCAAUCGGCUGGAGACAUUUCUUCAUAAGCGGGAUCUCUCCAUGACACCACAGUUCUCUGUCAUUGCGCCUCUUCAGCCAACUCCUACCCAGAUAGGCCAAUUUCACGUACGGUUGAAAAACUUUGGCAUCCAUCACCGUGUUGCAAAGGGCCUCGAUAUGGCAAAUAUUCCCUCUGUUGCGGCAUCGUUGCCUAAGUUGAAAAAUGUUCUGAAAAUCCCGGAACGUCAAUGCCUUACGCUCUUGAAGUGUACGCCAGAUACACUUCACCGCACGGAUAGGAACCUCGCGCCACUUGAAAAUAUUGGUACCCCGGCUGUGCACGGCUAUACAGAUCAGCAACCCCUCAACAUUAACAGCUUGUCUACUGUACACGCUGUAUCAGUGCUCCUUCCCAUCGAGAAUCAACCCCUCAAUGCACUUCGCUACCGUGCAAAUAUAUGGAUCACAGGCACUCCUGCAUACGAGGAAGAGACUUGGAAACGCUACUGCAUCUUAUCAAAGAGUGAAAAUUGGGAGCCGCGAGCCACGGUCGUGCCGAAAUUGUCUGUUGUUUGCCGCACAUCUCGAUGUAUCGUACCUAACGUCAACCUAGAAACGGGGAUGCCCGAAACAGAUAUCCCGCCUCCAUGGAAGAAAAGAGGUAAACCACAACCAAGCACGACGUUAGUGAAGCACCGUACAGUUGAAAAUGGCAACAAAAUGGCGCUUGGCUACAUAGGCAUGCAUUGCGUGCCGGAGGAUCUGGACUUGAAGGAGGCCGAGAUACAGAAAGCAGGAUUAUACAUUGCAGUCAGUGACGAGAUUGAGGUUCUCGAACGAGGGGUGCAUCUUUAUGGGUCGACUGGUAGUGACUACUAG